AUGAUAUUGAAAGCGUUAACAGUAGUAUUCCUGGUGUUGGAGUUAGUUAACGCAAGACCAUCAAACGUGAAAGAUAGUAUACAACAUGUAUCAAGGCAAUCCAGGCAAUCCGACUACAGAGAUACUAACAACGUUAAUUAUUACGGCAAUCAGAAGUAUGAAGAUGCAAGAAAUGCUCGUAUAACUAGAUAUGAUUAUGAUAAUAAUGGAUAUGGGAGCUACAAUUACAAUGUAACUCAAUCUGAUGGUAUCUACAACGAACAAUCAGGAACCAUAGAAAAUCAGGGUACAGAUGAAGAAAGUUCCAGAGUAGUGGGUUAUUACGCAUAUCCAGGUUCCGAUGGUAUAAUGUAUUACGUUGAGUAUAUAGCUGAUAAAGAUGGAUUCAGAGUAGCUGGAGAUCAUAUACCUCGAUCCGCCAAUGUAGGAAGAGUCGGACAACUUGGAAUUCCAUCAGCGGCGAUAGCUUCUCUUGCUGGAGGUGGAUUAGGUUAAUUUUAAUGUUGAUAUGUGAUUGUUACUUUUUACCAACAUUAUGUCAGAUUAGAUAUUUGAUAAAUAUUUAAUAAUGGGUAACAUUCAAAAAUAAUAAAAUACUUCA
Messenger RNA from Diorhabda sublineata, 601 nucleotides. Its product is annotated as cuticle protein CP14.6-like. The record is from RefSeq and is a predicted model, not a curated record. The transcript is spliced from 3 exons. Gene Ontology annotation, cellular component: chitin-based extracellular matrix. NCBI's taxonomy places the organism in Eukaryota, Metazoa, Arthropoda, Insecta, Coleoptera, Chrysomelidae. Bases 1 to 495 code for a protein of 164 amino acids. Gene Ontology annotation, molecular function: structural constituent of chitin-based larval cuticle.